This is a messenger RNA of Spirodela intermedia, 3019 nucleotides long. The record is from the annotation of a GenBank genome assembly. NCBI's taxonomy places the organism in Eukaryota, Viridiplantae, Streptophyta, Magnoliopsida, Alismatales, Araceae.
AUGGAAACUACCAAUGCCAAUGAAGUUGGUGUUUCUGGGACAACCGAGGAAUUUCCAGAGUCAACUGUUGAGAUAAAUGUAAAAACUUUGGACUCGCAGACAUAUACUCUACGGGUUAAUAAAUAUGUAAGUUUUGGUUUUCUUCAAAUUCCUGACAACAGCAUUAAUAUUGUAGCUGUUCUGGAUUUUUCUGAAAUUUUAUUCCCUCAGUCCUUAUAUAUCUGUUUUACAUGAUUGGUUUUCUUGCCUAUUCAUUCAUCACCAUGGUAUCCACUGUUUGAAUUGUUGCCACAUAAAUUUCAGGGUUUUUCUUUUGAUGGGUAAACAAUGCCUGUGGGUGCUAUUUAUUUGACGAAAUUAAAUAAGAAUUACAAUAUUUAUCUUCACCUCUGAAAGGAAAAAAGGUAUUAUGGCCUUCUUAGUGCCCUUUCAAAAGAGCCAUAAGUUACUUAUGAAGAUAAUUUUUUAAUGACAUCGUUUUACGCCAAAAUCAAAUAUGACACUCAGUUACGCUUACCUAUACAUCGUUGGUGUCUCUUUUCGCAUGUUGCUUACCUUUUCGCUGCUCCAUCGCUCUUUUCCCUCUGCUGCUACAUGUCACCUGUCUUUUUGAGGGAAGGGAUGGAAGAAGAACCUGCAUUGACCUUGGGAAGUCAUUUCGAUAUUUCUGCUUGAAGGUUUUCAAUCGAGGGUUUGCCUAAAUAUCAUUCCUGAUUAUCUCUCUACUAGUCUUCUAAUUAUUUAAUGUCAUAUGUUGAGACUUAACUCUUUUACGAAAGAAAGUUAUGGCACAAUCUGCAAACAUGAUAGACUGAGCCACGUCCUGUGCUAUUUGAUUUUAAAAAGUAGUGGGACGUCAUUUAAUGUUUAUGGAGACGAGCAAAUUUUGUUUGAUGGAACGUUGUGGGAAGAUGUUAAAAGUGAUACUUGCCAUUGAGUCAACCAAUGGCCCAUUAUAGGGAAAGCAAUGACACGAAAUUCCAAGAAAUCUUCAAAAGUGUGCGAUUGAUGGUCAAUGAAGUCGUAUUAUUGUAUCUUCAUAGUUUAAUGUAAUGGAGAUAGGGGGUGAACUUCAAUGUUUGAAAAUAUGACGAGUAGGAUUCUUAUUCUGCUAUGUUUUAUUUUUCUUAAUAAAAUACCAGCCCAAUAUGUGAGGAGGGGACAUUGGCCGCUUUUCUAGCUGUAGUAUUUGUGUGUUGCUGUUUUUGCCUCACUACAUUUUGGUCAUUUCAUGUUACUCUGAGGGCACUGGGUGAGACUGGAUGAUAGGCACUCAACGUGUGUGCACUGGGUAAGACUGGUCAUUGCAUGUCUGUAUUUUUUGGCAGCUUUACUUCACUUGGAUGCCAGACACCUUUCUAAUUUCUCGAAACAAUUUUCUAUCCCAACCUCCUGGCAUCAGUGCCUACCACUCAAAAAGAAUCCAUGUUUGUAGCUCCCUUUUUCCAACCACCACAAUGCACAAAUCAAUUGCAGUCAUAUUCCUCUCAUUGAAACCUUAGAAUCUAUUAUCAUACCAGUGUAAUCUUCACCACGUCUUUCCUGAAAUAUGCAUGCAGAUUUUCUCCUGAUCCGUGAUAGAAGCUGAACAACUUGUCAUCUUCAUGCCAAGCAUUCUAGAGUUUUCAGGAUUUUUCCCUUUAAGGAUGUCUAUUUCGUCCAUUUAAUAUCUCUAGAUUAUCGGUUUGCAUUUUAAUCUUGCUUUUUCCUCUAGUUUGAAAUUUUUUAGUUUAAUCUGUUGAUUACAGACCUCAGUUGAUGUGGAAGCUAAGAAAAUCAAUAUUUGUACCUGUAACGUUGUAAUUGAGGAUUACCCUUCGAGAAGACUGAAACACCAGUGGAAGAUAAAUGAACUUUUGACAUACAGAAACAUAAGAGAACAUAUUAGAUCAUUGAGCACUGUGGGAUGAUACUUGCUGUUAGCAAGAUCCCCAGAUCUGUUUACCUAAAAUAGAGGUGGCCUUCAACAACAUUAGAGCUGAUAUUUAACGUAUGAUGAUAAAUUCUCAGAAAGUUUUUACAUGUUAUACCAUGAGGCAGUUGGCCAUAAUGAUUAAUAGAAUAUUCAGAAAUAGGAUAUUGAGCAUUUUUAUACCAUCAAUCUGCCUUUUACUUUCAUAUCUGCAUGACUCUCUAUGACAGAGGGGUGAAGAAUUUUGCAGGGGUGAAGCUGGUUCGGGUAGAAGUGAUAAAUAAAAGUCGUUAAAAGGUUUUGUCGCGUUUUUGUUUAAUCUGCUAUUAGAUUUGUAAUCACUUGGGCUUAUAUGAUGUUAAGACAAAUUGUUCUGGAACCGAAAGAGGCUUGAUGCAUUUUUUCUAUUCAAAAUAAAGAAACUUCUAUUCUGAAGUCCUUGUGGACAUAAAAGUUGUAUGUUUGAGGCAUACUUAUUUGAUUUUGUUUCAAUUUGUAACACUUGAAGAAUGGACUGACUAUUGGAAAACAGGUGUAUGGGUUUUUCUUCAUCUCCAUGGUUUUGUCCUUGUCAAUCCAGUGUGAGACUAUGAUUUGUAGAUUUGUAGACUCAAUUAUGACAGUGUCUGAGAUCUUGAUUGCAUGAGUUCUUGCCGUUUUUUUCCUUUUUCAUUCUGACCUGUGCACGAAAGCAGUUCAUGACAGUCUUACAUUCAAGAUUAUCAACACCGCAUCUUCUGCAUCACUAUCUGUUCUUGGACUAUGAAUAGUUUAAUAUUUUACGUGUCUGAUUAAUUGUAUAUUGUAUUUUCAUAUUUUAGCAUUAAUCAUGAACAGUUGUGGCUGUCCGUUUCUCUUUAUAUAAUGAUUAUUCCGUUAUGCACAUAGCAUUAAUCAUGUAUUAUUCCGUUUCUCCUCGUGCAGGUGCCAGUCCCUGCCCUGAAGGAACAAAUUGCUAAUUUAACUGGGAUAUUAUCAGGGCAACAACGCCUCAUUUGUCGGGGAAAGGUGUUAAAGGAUGAUCAGCUACUUUCAGCUUACCGUAUCCUUCGAUUUUUUAACCAUAUUUAUUCCUUCGCAAACGGUAUUGAGGCUGCAAAUUUUUAA